CAACAAUUAAAGUUAAUUAGUUCUUAAUAUGAUAUCAGAGCAUUCCGUGACACAUAGAUUUUAUGUUCGAAUCACGAUGAUCAGUAUUUAACGAGUAUAUUAGUAAAUGACAUACGAUGAUCAAUAGUUGAACUGUCUCCAAACAAUUCGACUUAUUUGAACCUACAACAACAAUUGUUUCUCUCUCUUCCACCCCUGUGGUAUCUUUCUCUAUAUAUAUAUAUACGUAACCCACAUUCCUCUUUCUCCCAACAUACCUAAACCCAAAACUCAACCAUCUUGCUCACUUCGAUCUCCACAAACACACACUAACUACUCGAUGGAGGCAGCAGCCGAUCACAAACCCGCUAUGUCAGUCCACAACACCACCGUGGUUAUCAUCGGCGCCGGCCCCGCCGGCCUAGCCACCUCCGUCUGCCUCUCCAAGCUCUCCAUCGCCAACACGAUCCUCGAGAAAGAGCACGUCGCUUGCUCCCUGUGGAAAAACCGCGCCUACGACCGCCUCCGCCUCCACGUCGCCAAGCAAUACUGCCACCUCCCCUUCGCGCCACCUCACUCGUCCUCCCUCCCGACCUUCAUGUCCAAGGACCAGUUCGUGUCCUACGUGGACACCUACGUGUCCACGUUCCGCAUCAAACCCACGUUCGACCGCCACGUCACCAGCGCGGCGUACGAUGCCGGGACGGGGAAGUGGAGGGUGGAAGCGCAGGCCGCGGGCGGGAGGAGGGAAGUCUACGUGGCGGAGUUUUUGGUCGUGGCGGCUGGCGAAAACGGCGUGCCGUUUUUCCCGAGAGUGGAUGGGAUGGAAGGGUUUGGUGGUUUGACGGUUCACUCCAGCGGGUACAGAAACGGGUCGGGUUUCGCGGGGAAGGACGUGUUGGUGGUCGGGUGCGGGAAUUCGGGUAUGGAGAUCGGGUUGGAUCUGUGUAACCACGGAGCUCGUGUCUCUAUUGUAGUGAGGAAUCCGUUUCACGUGGUGACGAGGGGAAUGGUGUAUUUGGGAAUGCGAAUGAUGAAAUACAUGAAGAUGGAGUACGUGGACUCGAUCGUUGCCUCCGUGGCGAACUUGUACUACGGUGAUUUGUCCAAGUAUGGGAUUCACCGCCCCUCCGACGGACCUUUCACGUACAAGUCCACCGCCGGCAAGACUCCCGUCAUCGACGUCGGGACCAUCGACAAAAUCCGCGCCGGACAAAUUCAAGUAGUUCCAGGAAUCAAGAGAGUGAAGGGAAGGAACGAGGUGGAGUUCGCGGAUGGAACGACGCGUCGUUUUGAUGCCAUUGUGUUUGCUACUGGUUACAGAAGCUCUGCAAAUAGUUGGCUCAAGGACUUCAGGUACAUAUUUAACGAGGAGGGGAUGCCGAAGAAUCGAACGCCAGACCACUGGAAAGGAGAGAAUGGGAUUUACUGUGCUGGAUACUCGAAGAUGGGUAUUAAUGGAAUUUCCAAUGACGCCGAAGCAAUCUCUCAGGACAUCAUGAGCCAAAUUAUGAAGAACAACUAAGUCGUCGGUGAAGUAAUUUCAAAGAAUUAGUGUGCAAUAAGGGGAUUGUAUAUACAGAAAUAAUAGUUGUUGAGAUUCGAGUCAUUGUAUAGUUUGGAAAUUAAGUUCGUUGAAGAGGCUGAUCCUGAUAUGAAAUAUGGGGGUUCUUGUCCGAUCUCUCGUGAGUUGUAGUGUUGUGAUGUCUUGUUAAAUAUGAUUAAUAUAUAUCCUUAUUAAUU
Molecule: messenger RNA, 1722 nt
Organism: Linum trigynum
Lineage: Eukaryota; Viridiplantae; Streptophyta; Magnoliopsida; Malpighiales; Linaceae
Source: the annotation of a GenBank genome assembly